AUUACGCACCGGGUAUCCAAGUGACAAAACCAACACAAUGCAUUGAAAAAGGUGUGCUUGCCUCGAAGGUAAUAAACCCAACGCUUUUGUCUGUUGUUCCCAAGGAUGGCGUAAUUGCAGAAGCAAAGAGAAAGGCCAAGCCAGAUCUUGACAAGAAUGUGAUGACUGCUGCAAGUAGACACAAAACAAUGCCAGAAGUUGUAAAAAAUGAGUUCGCUAUAAAGGUGAGAGAUAAUCAGAACGAUGAGCUUAACAAAAAGGUAACAAAGGUGAAAGCAAAGGCAGUCUAUAAGGAUCUCCUGAAUUCAAAGACGAGAACAAAGGCAAAGCCAGAUGUUGCCAGUGAUGAGUUAAUAGCAAAGGUGAUCGAUCAUCAUAGGAGAGGUGAGCUGCGUUUACUGACAGUCAGUGAUCUGAAGUGCUUCCUCGGUGCGAAGAAAGCAAAGGUUGGAGGAACGAAGGAAGUGCUAAUACAAAGAGUGACUGAGCUCUUGCUUGACAAAUGCAUUGCUAUUAGCAACUGAGAAGUCUGAACAUAACAAGCAUGUGAUGAUGUGAACCUACGCAAAGUACCCUUUUUUUGUGUUUCUACUUGUUGCAAUUUGAAGAGCCGCAAUCAACAAUAGCCGAAACACUGGUGCUAGAACAAAAUGACGACAGCAACUUGAAUUGUGUGUGUGUGUGUGUGUGUGUGUGUGUGUGUGUGUGUGUGUGUGUGUGUGUGUGUGUGUGUUUUGCGGGAACACAACUAUAAUUUUUCACUUGGAUUUUGAUACGUCAAUACCAGAAAGGCUUAAAGCCUAACUGUAGGUAGUCAUCUAAAAGGCCAUAUCAUAUAUUGAUACCUAAGAUUUUAGGUAAUGUAGAGGAUAGAGUGAGGAGAGAGAGAGGAAGAGGUUGCCUCACAAGGUCAAUGUUUAGGACUGAGAUGAGCCCAGCCAACAUUAUUAUGUUAAUAGUUAGUUGCUUGUACAUUGAUAUGGUUUCUGUAUAUUACUAGUAAUUUACUCGCACUCCGCUCGAGUCUUUAACCA
This is a messenger RNA of Zea mays, 1034 nucleotides long. RefSeq lists its product as uncharacterized. The transcript has 3 exons. The coding region runs from base 162 to 524 and encodes 120 amino acids. Lineage: Eukaryota; Viridiplantae; Streptophyta; Magnoliopsida; Poales; Poaceae. The record is from RefSeq and is a predicted model, not a curated record.